AUGCCCACGUAUCUAACCCGCGAGAACUCCCCCAUCUACUCGCCCAACUCGGACUUUUUGGAUCUCGACCCAAACAACACGCUCGACCUCUCCGGUCACAAGCACCACCCAAUUAAUGGGCUAACACACUCCCUGCCGCUUCGUCCGUCGCGCUCAAACAACCUCCAUGAUAGCUUCGACGAAAGCUCCACCUCAUCGUCAACACACGCCUCCGACGUCUCUGAUUCCAUACCCACACAGAUGAAUGGGACGAGACCGACUAGCAUGAGCUCGUUGCCCAACGGCUCGGCAGGGGCCGGAGGAGGCCAAGACUUUGAUUAUCACGACGCCGACUCCCGACACGAUUAUCAAAACAACCACGCAGACUACAUCAACCACAAGCACCCGCUGCAAAAUGGAGGAACCGUCGCCAUGCCCGACCGUACGGCGCCGCCGCCCCCAAUCAGGGUGAUAAGGAAACCUGCCUCCGAGACAGACAACUCGAGUCCGGAUGCGUACCUCACGCCCCCCUCAAUCGCGUCGCCCGCAGCCGGUUCGAUCGAUCACACAAUAAAGACCAAUGGAACCAGCUCGCCCAACUAUGCACCUCCUCCGAUCCCAUCCCAGAGCAACGCGAAUGGCUCGACGACCCCGGUACCCGCCGUCAGCACCACGUCGCUGUCUCCCAACCCCAAUAACAACCCUCAAUCGCCGCAGCGAUUCUCUUCUCCGCCGCUGUACCAAUCCGCUGGUGCGACGCCCAAUGCAUCCACGUCGACGGGGCUGCAACCGCCAAACGGCGGCCUCAAGCAUCGCCAUACCCUCGAAGUGCCGGGCUCCCAGUCCAAUCGCGGUUCCAAGGAUGGCUCUGAUGCCGCCUUCUCGAGCGGUCGAUUCUCCCCCACAUCACACACGAGUACCACGCAAAGAGUGCGUAGGGCGUCGCUCAAUCUGGUGCGGAGAGACACUCGCUCGAUGCAAUCCGACGCGCCUCGCGAUGAGGUCGUUCCCGACGACGAUGCCCUCCGCUGGGCCGAACAUUAUCGGCAAAAACGUGCGAGCAAGAGGAAGAGGAAGGAAGAGGAGGAUGACGACAGGGUAGUGGUCGGAACGAAAGUGGACGAACAUCACGCAAAUUGGGUUACUGCCUACAAUAUGCUGACGGGUAUCCGCGUUUCCGUGUCUCGAACCAAUGCAAAGCUAGACCGGCCUCUGACGGAUGCUGAUUUUGACGCGAAGCAAAAGUCGACUUUCGACAUUGCUGGCAACGAGUUGGUUCCCUCGGCGAAGUACGAUUUCAAAUUUAAGGAUUACGCGCCGUGGGUAUUCCGACAUCUGCGCAAUUUGUUCCGCCUGGAUCCCGCCGACUACCUGAUGUCGUUGACGGGCAAGUACAUUCUGUCGGAGCUCGGGUCUCCUGGAAAGAGCGGCAGCUUCUUCUACUUCUCCAGAGACUACAAGUACAUCAUCAAGACGAUCCACCACGCCGAGCACAAGUUCCUGCGCAAGAUCCUCAAGGACUACUACCAUCACGUCACCGAGAACCCGAACACUUUGCUGUCACAAUUCUACGGUCUUCACAGGGUCAAGAUGCCGUACGGAAAGAAGAUUCACUUUGUCGUCAUGAACAACCUCUUCCCUCCGCACCGCGACAUCCACACCACGUUCGACUUGAAGGGAUCUACGAUUGGUCGCGACUAUAAGGAAGACGACCUGGAUAAGAACCCGAGAGCGACGUUGAAGGACCUGAACUGGCUGCGAAGGCAGCGGCAUCUUGAGCUGGGCAUCCAGAAGAAGAAGCUGUUCCUGGAGCAGCUGCAGAGGGAUGUGGUGCUGAUGAAGAAACUCCAGAUUAUGGACUACUCUCUUCUGAUUGGUAUCCAUGACCUUAGCCGCGGCAACGAGGAGAACCUCCGUGGUAAGACCCUCCAGGUCUUCAACCCGGGUAGUGGCAACUCGCCGGAAGACGGCGAGCCUCCCUCGGUGCUUCUGCGAACUCCAUCCAAGCUCGAGAACGCUCGCAAGGCCAGGGAACUGAGGCAAAUGAUUCGACACGAACGACCCAUUCCCAUGGGCGAGACGGCAACACAAAUGCCGAACGAGCUCGACGAGGGACACAGCCGUUCGGGGUACAUCUUCAACCAGGACGACGGCGGUUUCCAGGCAACCCACGAGGACAACUCGCCUGCCGACGAGAUCUACUACCUCGGCGUCAUUGACUGCCUGACCCACUACGGAAUGAUCAAAAAGAUUGAACACUUCUGGAAGGGUCUCACCAGCGACAGGAAGCAGAUUUCGGCUCUACCGCCCGAACAGUAUGGUGACCGAUUCUACAACUUCGUUGAAGGCAUCACGAUGUCGCCAGAAGAAGCGCGAAGGGAGGCGCAGCGGAAGGAUCAGGAGCAAGCCGAGGCCGCAGCGGCCGCAGAGCGACAACGCGUUGCUAGCUGGAGCUCGAGCCUGCGCCGCCGAUCCACGACGGCUAACAUCCCGCCGAUGCCGAACUACCAACCGCCUCCGACCCCACCCGAUGGCGCGACAUCGCCGGAAGCCCGGGAAACUGUUGAGCGAGCCAACCGGGAGGCUCGAAGGACGGAGAGACACGGGGCUUCGGAGGCAGCCGUGCCUGAAGUGGUGUUAAGCACCAAGACUGGAGAGCGCCGCGAGUCUGGCGGCCAGGGAGCCCCUAUUCUGCCGGUGGUGGAAGAGGCGGGAGAGGCCUCGUCUCUAGGUGGCCGUAGCCGGGAUGGCGACGACUACCGACCGGCAACCCCAGCCAAGACGAGCAUGGAACGCAGGUUCGCCGGCCUCCGCGACUACGCGCCGCCGACGCCGCCCAAGGGCCACCACCUCAAGCCCGAGAGCCAGGACAGCGGUUACGGAGCGCUGCCCAACGGCAAUGGCUCCACGAUGAGUCGAGAAGACUCGCUCCGGCUGAACGCCCGAAUCAGCAAGGAGUCGCUCAACAAGGACCUGCCGCCGCUUCCCAAGGAGGCUGCUGGGGAGAGCCAAUUCCGUGUGGGGCUUGCGUAG
This is a messenger RNA of Colletotrichum karsti, 3012 nucleotides long. Its product is annotated as phosphatidylinositol-4-phosphate 5-Kinase. Bases 1 to 3012 code for a protein of 1003 amino acids. The transcript is spliced from 3 exons. Gene Ontology annotation, molecular function: phosphatidylinositol kinase activity. Gene Ontology annotation, biological process: phosphatidylinositol metabolic process. Lineage: Eukaryota; Fungi; Ascomycota; Sordariomycetes; Glomerellales; Glomerellaceae. The record is from RefSeq and is a predicted model, not a curated record.